CAUACCGGCUUUGUCAUCUACUAUAACUUCUACUUGUACUCCCCGGUGUGGAACGGAUAUGAUCUCAGCAUUCUUCAUCUUCAACCAAAAGGGUGAGGUAUUAAUAUCCCGAUUGUAUAGAACAGAUUUCAAACGAUCUAUCGCAGAUGUAUUCCGAAUACAAGUUGUGUCAAAUCCCGAUGUACGCUCGCCCUUAAUUACACUAGGUUCAACCAGCUUCUUCCAUGUGAGGGUGAACAACUUGUACGUUGUGGCCGUGACAAAGACAAAUGCCAAUGCGGCCCUCGUAUUCGAAUUCUGCUAUCGCUUCAUAAACAUUUGCAAGUCUUAUUUUGGCAAGAUGGACGAGGAAUCAAUCAAGAACAACUUCGUUGUGGUUUACGAGUUGGUUGAUGAAAUCAACGACUUUGGAUACCCUCAAAACUCCGAGAUUGACACACUCAAGACUUAUAUUACAACGGAGAGUGUUGUUAGUGCUACUCAGGCGCCUGAAGUUUCUUCUCGGAUAACUGCUCAAGCAACGGGUGCAACUUCUUGGCGUCGGAGUGGAGACGACGUGAAAUACAAGAAGAACGAAGCAUUCGUGGACGUCGUAGAAGUAGUGAACUGGAUGGGAAGCGCCAAAGGAACAACCCUUCGUGCAGACGUCGAUGGACACAUACAAAUGCGCGCUUACCUUUCUGGAACUCCUGAAUGCAAGUUUGGCCUGAAUGACAAGUUGGUCAUAGAUCGGGGGGCUGUUGGUACAAGUGGUCCAAGCUCCGGUUUGGCGGAUCGAGGUGGAGGUGACGCUGUAGAACUAGACGACUGUCAAUUUCACCAGUGCGUCCGCUUAAACGACUUUGACGCAGACCGGAGUAUCAGCUUCAUACCACCCGAUGGCGAGUUCGAAUUAAUGCGAUAUCGUGCUACGUCGAAUAUCAAGCUUCCGUUAAAGGUGAUACCGACCGUGACCGAGAUUGGGACGACAAAGGUAUCAUACGACAUAACUCUCAAAACAACUUUCAGCCCAAAACUUUCUGCUACAAACGUCGUUGUACGGAUACCAACGCCGUUGAACACUACUGAUGUGGAUGUGGGUAUAUUGGGUACGGGAAAGGCAAAGUAUGUCCCGGCUGAAAAUGUCAUAGUUUGGAAAAUUGCCCGUUUGCAAGGCGGUCAAGAAUGUUCGUUGAGCGCCAUGGCUCAACUGACAAGUACAACAACGAGACAGGUGUGGGCGCGACCACCAAUUGAUGUAGAUUUCCAGGUCCUAAUGUUUACUGCAUCUGGUCUCAUCGUGCGUUUCCUCAAAGUAUUUGAGAAGAGCAAUUAUCACAGCAUCAAGUGGGUAAGAUACUUGACAAAGGCCAAUGGAGGGUAUCAAGUCAGAUUCUAAACCAAGGCACUGACUUCAAUCAUGAGUGCUUUGACUUCAGAAUGCGCGAUAAAAAGAUCGUCAUAAUAUGUAAUAUGUGAUAUACCCAGGACCUCUUUAAUAAAGGAUGAACAU
This is a messenger RNA of Lentinula edodes (shiitake mushroom), 1492 nucleotides long. Its product is annotated as Mu homology domain-containing protein. The record is from RefSeq and is a predicted model, not a curated record. NCBI's taxonomy places the organism in Eukaryota, Fungi, Basidiomycota, Agaricomycetes, Agaricales, Omphalotaceae. Gene Ontology annotation, biological process: clathrin-dependent endocytosis; intracellular protein transport. The transcript is spliced from 11 exons. Bases 59 to 1378 code for a protein of 439 amino acids. Gene Ontology annotation, cellular component: AP-2 adaptor complex; cytoplasmic vesicle. Gene Ontology annotation, molecular function: clathrin-cargo adaptor activity.